CCUCUCCCUCGGCUAAUUGAUGCCUGUCGUUUUGAGCUUCUCAACGGAUGUUGCUACAGGCUUAAAUUUUGUGGGGCAUCUUAAAGCAAAGAGAGUUGAGCAGCCUGUGGAUAAGAUCAAGGAGCAUGAUCCACGUGCUGGAAGUGAUGUGGAAAAUGACUGUGUACUAAAGAUGGGCCGUCGAGCUCGCCAGGAUUUCUUUCCGGAUGAAAGCCUCAGCCGGAAGAAUUCCUCUUCCGCCUCUGCUGGAGAGGGGCCACCUCCUAAACCCCCACGCCGGCAAGGAGGUUGGGCAGAUGAUCCAGUACUGGCACCUAGCAAGUCAGGAAGAAAGCAUGCAGAAGAAGUAGAAGACCAUCGUCUCAGGCAGCAGAGCCUGGAGGCAUCAGAUGAUGGAGGAGACAUUCCCGUGAUCCCUGACUUGGAGGAAGUCCAGGAGGAAGAUCUGGCUAUGCAAGUGGCAGCUCCCCCCAGUGUCCAGGUGAACAGAGUGCUGACUUACCAUGACCUGGACAAAGAUCUUAUGAAGUAUGCUGCCUUUCAGACUCUGGAUGGAGAGGUUGACCUGAAGCUUCUCACCAAAGUUUUGGCUCCAGAGCAAGAACUAAGAGAGGAUGAUGUCAGCUGGGAUUGGGACCAUCUCUUCACAGAGGUGUCCUCAGAACUAGUGACUGAGUGGGACCUGGGACAGUCUGAGAGAGAGGACCACCUCAGUCUGCCCUAGAGCACUGGCACACAAGCCAUCUCCUCGUACACACAUCCCCUGUAAAUAAUUUAGCACUUUAAUUUUCUAUUCACAUGUUUGUAUUUGAAAAUUUAUUUCAGACAUGGAAAUAAAUAUAAGCUUCAUAGGAAGACUGGCUCGGGUAUUGGGGUGUUUUGUAAUCAGAGCCUUCGUUCUCAAAAGAGAUUAAGAAUUCCAAGCACAAUAAAAUACUUACUUAUGAACA
This is a messenger RNA of Struthio camelus australis, 950 nucleotides long. Lineage: Eukaryota; Metazoa; Chordata; Aves; Struthioniformes; Struthionidae. The record is from RefSeq and is a predicted model, not a curated record.